Molecule: messenger RNA, 318 nt
Organism: Iphiclides podalirius (scarce swallowtail)
Lineage: Eukaryota; Metazoa; Arthropoda; Insecta; Lepidoptera; Papilionidae
Source: the annotation of a GenBank genome assembly
AUGUUGGCUUCGUGGAAGGUAAUGCAGGCAGUUGCGACCGUGGGGCCCGUGUCUGUUGCCAUGGACGCCUUUCACGACAGCUUCCAGCUCUACUCGGAUGGCGUCUACUAUGAAGACGACUGUUCCACCACCAGACUGGAUCACGCGCUUCCCCCUAAAGUGCUGGUAGUAGGCUACGGCACCGAUAAGAACGGUGGCGACUACUGGCUGGUGAAGAACUCCGGGGGCUACUCUUGGGGCGACUUUGGCUACAUCAAGAUGGCGCCCAACCGCAACAACAACUGUGGCAUCGCCACUGUUGCCUCCUACCCACUCGUC